Molecule: messenger RNA, 1230 nt
Organism: Phaedon cochleariae (mustard beetle)
Lineage: Eukaryota; Metazoa; Arthropoda; Insecta; Coleoptera; Chrysomelidae
Source: the annotation of a GenBank genome assembly
AUUACAGUUUGAUUCUUCAGGUCAAAGAGAAUCAAUCAUGGUGAAAGCAUUCGUUUUAGCAGUUUUUUGUGUUCUUGCAACUGUGAACUGUGACCUUGUCAGGGUUCCUUUGCACAAAAUCGAUACUGCUAGAAGCACCCUCCGAGCAAAUGGCUAUCUAACCAAAGAAAACUCCUUGAAGAAAUACACCGAUGGCUCUGAAGCGUUGACCAACUAUAUGGACGCUCAAUACUAUGGUGAAAUCACUAUUGGAACACCAGGGCAGAAGUUCAAUGUUAUUUUCGACACUGGUUCCUCUAACUUAUGGAUCCCUUCCAAAAAAUGCAGAAUCCUGAACAUCGCAUGCCAAUUCCAUAAUAAAUAUGACUCCAAAAAGUCCUCCACCUACCAAUCGAAUGGAACUGAUUUCGCCAUCGCAUAUGGAACAGGUAGUCUAGAAGGAUUUUUGUCAACUGACACUGUUCAGGUAGCUGGGCUCAGUGCUAAAGGUCAAACCUUCGCCGAAGCCACCAAUGAACCUGGAGUAACUUUUGUUGCUGCUAAAUUCGAUGGAAUCCUCGGAUUGGGUUAUGACACCAUCUCUGUCAAUCAGGUUAAACCAUUUUUCUAUAACUUGGUUGAACAAGGUGUUGUAUCGGAAUCUGUAUUCUCAUUUUAUUUGAAUAGAGAUCCAAAUGCUGCAGUAGGUGGCGAACUCAUUUUGGGAGGUUCCGAUUCAAAAUACUACACCGGUGACUUUACUUACCUUCCAGUAACCCGCAAAGGUUAUUGGCAAAUCCAAAUGGACCAAGUCAACGUUGAUUCCGAUACGUUGUGCAAGGGUGGAUGCCAAGCUAUCGUUGACACUGGCACCAGUUUGAUUACUGGACCUCCAGAAGACAUUUCGGCGAUCCAAAGGGCUAUUGGGGGAACUGAAAUAACGGAGGGUGAAUAUGCUGUAGACUGCGAUAAAAUAUCUUCCAUGCCAAACAUUGAUUUCGUUUUGGGAGGAAAGACUUUCACACUAACUCCAGAUGAAUACAUACUGAAGGUCACUCAACUGUUCCAAACCACUUGCAUCUCAGGUUUCUCGCCGAUGGAUGUUCCACCGCCAGCAGGUCCCCUAUGGAUCUUGGGUGAUGUUUUCAUCGGAAAAUAUUAUGCAGAGUUCGACCUUGGAAAUAACCGUGUUGGACUUGCCCAAGCAGUAUGAAUUGAUUUUCCCAUUUCAAUAAAUACUAUUAAUUUUUG